Symphalangus syndactylus (siamang) is the source of this 2190-nucleotide messenger RNA. It is a transcript of the gene TUBB6, whose product is annotated as tubulin beta 6 class V. Gene Ontology annotation, cellular component: microtubule. NCBI's taxonomy places the organism in Eukaryota, Metazoa, Chordata, Mammalia, Primates, Hylobatidae. Gene Ontology annotation, biological process: microtubule-based process. Gene Ontology annotation, molecular function: GTP binding; GTPase activity; structural constituent of cytoskeleton. The record is from RefSeq and is a predicted model, not a curated record.
AGCGUGAGCCACCGUGCCUGGCCAACAAAAUGUUUUUUUAAUUGUCCCAGCUACUCAGGAGGCUGAGGCAGGAGGAUCCCUUGAGCCCAGGAGUUGGAGGCUGCAGUGGCUAUGAUUGCACCACUGCACUCCAGCCUGGGUAGCAGUGGAAGACCCCAUUUCUAAAAUAAUAAUAAUAAUAAAUUCCUUUUUUAUACUUUAAUCUUCACUUGAUUAUCAUAAAAUACAUGUUUUAGUUAAAAUGUCAUAAAGCUAGAACUGAACUCCCUUAGGACCCCAUCCUUCAAAGACAACCUGUGCUUUCUUAAUUGCAUUGUAAAUGUUUUAAUAAAGUAAUUUUUUUUUUUUUCAUUUUGCUAGCUAGCUAGGUAAGACAUUUUCAUGGUUUAGGACUUAAAAGGAACAAAAGGGUAUAUAGUGAAAAGUUGAUCUCCUUCCUACCCCAAACUAGUGUUAAGAUUCUUGAAUGUCCUUUCAAGUAUGUUCAGGCAGACACAUAUAUUCACACAUAUACAAUGGAGCCAACUGUAUACACUGUUCAGUACCUUAGUGUCCCUCCCUGGCUCCCCAGCAACUUAUUUUGAAGAUCUUUCCAUUUCACAACUAUGGCUGCCUCAUUCUUGUUGAUAGCUGAUCGUAUCCUCUGCAGAGAUACCACCAUGGAUUUAACUAGUCUUCAGUUAAUAGGCCAGACGGGCGCAGGGAACAACUGGGCGAAGGGGCACUACACGGAGGGCGCAGAGCUGGUGGACGCAGUGCUGGACGUGGUGCGGAAGGAGUGCGAGCACUGCGACUGCCUGCAGGGCUUCCAGCUCACGCACUCGCUGGGCGGCGGCACGGGCUCGGGCAUGGGCACGCUGCUCAUCAGCAAGAUCCGUGAGGAGUUCCCGGACCGCAUCAUGAACACCUUCAGCGUCAUGCCCUCGCCCAAGGUGUCGGACACGGUGGUGGAGCCCUACAAUGCCACGCUGUCGGUGCACCAGCUGGUGGAGAAUACAGACGAGACCUACUGCAUCGACAACGAGGCGCUCUACGACAUCUGCUUCCGCACCUUGAAGCUGACAACGCCCACCUACGGGGACCUCAACCACCUGGUGUCCGCCACCAUGAGUGGGGUCACCACCUCGCUGCGCUUCCCGGGCCAGCUCAAUGCUGACCUGCGCAAGCUGGCGGUGAACAUGGUGCCCUUCCCGCGCCUGCACUUCUUCAUGCCUGGCUUCGCGCCGCUCACCAGCCGCGGCAGCCAGCAGUACCGGGCCCUGACCGUGCCCGAGCUCACCCAGCAGAUGUUCGAUGCCAGGAACAUGAUGGCCGCCUGCGACCCGCGCCAUGGCCGCUACCUGACCGUGGCCACCGUGUUCCGCGGGCCCAUGUCCAUGAAGGAGGUGGACGAGCAGAUGCUGGCCAUCCAGAGUAAGAACAGCAGCUACUUCGUGGAGUGGAUCCCCAACAACGUGAAGGUGGCCGUGUGCGACAUCCCGCCCCGCGGCCUGAAGAUGGCCUCCACCUUCAUCGGCAACAGCACGGCCAUCCAGGAGCUGUUCAAGCGCAUCUCCGAGCAGUUCUCAGCCAUGUUCCGGCGCAAGGCCUUCCUGCACUGGUUCACGGGUGAGGGCAUGGAUGAGAUGGAGUUCACCGAGGCCGAGAGCAAUAUGAACGACCUGGUAUCCGAGUACCAGCAGUACCAGGAUGCCACCGCGAAUGACGGGGAGGAAGCUUUUGAGGAUGAGGAAGAGGAGAUCGAUGGAUAGCCGGAAUAGAGCCGCCCCAGCUCAGAUCCUACAACACGCAAAUUCCUUCUUGAACCCUGGUGCCUCCUACCCCAUGGCCCUGAAUGGUGCACUGGUCUAAUUGUGUUGGUGUCGGCCCCUCACAAAUGCAGCCAAGUCAUGUAAUUAGUCAUCUGGAACAAAGACUAAAACAGCAGAGAAUUGCGGGUUCUACCCAGUCAGAAGAUCACACCAUGGAGACUUUCUACUAGAGGACUUGAAAGAGAACUGAGGGGCCACAAAAUAAACUUCACCUUCCAUUAAGUGUUCAAGCAUGUCGGCGAAUUAGCAGGGAGUUAGAAACAGUCUUUUUCAUCCUUUGUGAUGAAGCCUGAAGUUGUGCCAUGUUGCCUUAUAUGAAUAUGCAGUAUGGGACUUUGAAAUAAUUGAUUCAUAAUAAAAUACUAAACGUGUGUCUUCA